Strigops habroptila (Kakapo) is the source of this 2976-nucleotide messenger RNA. RefSeq names its product breast cancer anti-estrogen resistance protein 1-like. NCBI's taxonomy places the organism in Eukaryota, Metazoa, Chordata, Aves, Psittaciformes, Psittacidae. Gene Ontology annotation, biological process: cell migration; cell surface receptor protein tyrosine kinase signaling pathway. Gene Ontology annotation, molecular function: protein binding. Gene Ontology annotation, cellular component: plasma membrane; cytoplasm; focal adhesion. The record is from RefSeq and is a predicted model, not a curated record.
AUGGGGAUGCUCCCUUCUGUGCCCGAGUGCUGGCUAGGGACUGCCAGCCACCGCUGGACCACCGAGCACGGAAAUCAUUCUCUACCCAAGACUCAGCCUGUAUGGCUCAACGUCCUCGGAGUAGAGGUGCCUUUCCCCACAGAUGCUCAGAACCCACUCAGUGGGCAGCCCGUGCUGGUGCUGUGCCAGUGGAAGAGCGAUGCCAGCCCCAUCCUUCCUGCUAAUGGGUGCUGGGUCUGCUGGGAUGACUCACCGCUCUGGCGCGGGGCUCUCUUGCAGAAUGUGCUGGCCAAGGCACUGUAUGACAAUGUGGCCAAGUCCCCGGAUGGGCUCUCCUUCCGCAAGGGCGACAUUAUGAUGGUGCUGGAGUGCAGCAUGCGAGGGCUGGAUGGCUGGUGGCUCUGCUUGCUCCAUGGCCGGCAGGGCAUAGUCCCCAGGAACCGCCUCAAGAUCCUGGUGGGGAUGUAUGACAAGAAGCAGCAGCAGCAAGUGCCUGGCCCUGUGCAGGGGCAGGCACUGCCUCAGCUGCUGGUGUCCCAGUUGGCUCUGCCUUGCCACUACCAAGGGGGCUACACCCCGCUGUCACCUGCCUUGCAGUACACACCCAUGCACCCUGCUUAUGCCCCCCAAGGGGACAACAUCUACCUGAUGUCAGUCCCCAGUAAGGGACAGCAGGGUCUGUACCCAGGCUCAGCACCUACCGGACAGUUUCUGUCUGCCCUGGCUAAGCAGCCACCUGCCUACCUGAAGCAGAUGCCUCCCUAUGCUUUCACCAGCCCUGGCCAGGAGAUCUCCCAGGUGCCCCCCUCCCUGGGCCAAGUGGCAGAGGUGUACCCUGGAGGCUCUGCCAGCCCCCCUCAGGACAUCUACCAGGUUCCCCCCUCAGCCAGUCAGGCUCAAGGCAUCUACCAGGUGCCUCCGUCAUUGGACAUGAGGAGCUGGGAAGGGCACAAGCCUCAGGGAAAGAUGCUGGUGCCCACCCAUGUGGGGCAAGUGUAUGCCUAUGACUCCCCCAAGGGUGAGCAGGAUGAGUAUUAUUUUCCUUGUUACCUUCUCUCCACGGGCUCCCAGGAGAUCUAUGAUGUGCUUCCUGUCAAGGGGGGGGUUCUGAGCCAGUUCAGCCAGGAGGGCUAUGACACCCCACCUAUGGCAGUGAAGGGUCUCAAUGGGCAGGAGAUCUAUGAUGUGCCCCCCAGCCCUUCCGUGGGGAAGAACCUGCACCAAACUCUAAGUGCUGCUGGGGAGGUGUACGAUGUGCCCCCCUCAGUGAGCAAGGAUGUGCUAGAUGGCCCAGUGCGGGAGGAGGCCUACAAUGUGCCCCCUGCCUUUGCCAAGCAGAAAGCCUUUGACCCUUCCCACCACCCCCUCCUGGCCCAGCAGGAGCCCUAUUUGCCAGAGGACAUCUAUGAUGUACCACUGGUGGCUGGGAAAGGUUCCCCCAAUCCACUGCUCUAUCAAGAGAUCUAUGAUGUACCCCCCAGCCUCAAGAAGCUGGGGGGGUUGGCCUUCUCCCAGGUGUAUGACUUGCCCCAGGACCUGCAUGCCUCAGGUAAGGGCUCCCUGGACACAGAGGGUGAGUACAUCUAUGAUGUCCCACCACAAGUGGACUGUGAGGCCAAGGGUGCCAAUGCCAAGCGCCUCUCAGUCUCCAGCACAGGCAGCACCCACAGCAACAUCUCCACAUCCUUGCUGGAUGUAGCGCCCAUUAAGGAGCUGGCCAAGGGAGCUGGCAAGGAGUUCUCCCUGGAUGUGGAUGCCACCAUGGAGAUGCUGGCCAAGCUCCAGCACGGUGUUGGCAGCACAGUCUCCUACCUCAUGUCCUUCAUCAGUGCCAACUGGCGCAGCCCCAAGCACAUGGAGGCCAAUGCUGCCAGCAUCUGUAGGGCAGCCAAGGGUGUCCGGAUGGCCCUCAGGGACCUGCUAGAGUUUGCCCAGGGGGUGGUGGGCAGUGCUGCCCAGGCCUCUGACUAUUCCCUCUACACCAAGCUCAGCAAGCAGUUGCAGAAGAUGGAGGAGGUCUACCAGACUCUGGUGCAGCACAGCCAAGCACUGGACGCUUGCCACUGGGCCCUGAGCACCUUGGCCAGCAGCAAGCUGGGCACAGAUGACUUGGAGCACUUUGUCAUGCACUCACGUGGCAUUCCUGAUGACACUAAGCAGUUGGCCUCCUUCCUGCAUGGCAAUGCCUCCCUCCUCUUCAAAAGGACAAAGCUGGCGGUGGAGAGUGGCAGCCACAGGCCCCCUCACCCUUCUGACAAGGCCAGCAGCAUCCAGUUGUGGCCCCUGCCCUCCCCACCCAAGCUGCUGGUCCAGGAGUCUCCCAACAGGCCCUACAAGAACAGUGAGAGCAACUGGAUGGAGGAUUGUGACUAUGUCCAUCUCCAGGGCAAGGAGGAGUUUGAGAAGACCCAGAAAGAGCUGCUGGAGCUUUCUCCAUCCAACAUCAUCUAGCAGAGCAAGGACCAGCUGGAGCACCAGCAGCUGAAGCAGUUCGAGCAGCUGGAACAGGAGGCGACAUGCCCCAUUGACAAUGACCUGUCCAACUGGAGCCCCCCCCAGCACUAUGGCCCAGUGCAGGAUGGCCGGUGUCCUGCUGACCACCAGCUCCUCCUCUUCUACCUGGAGCAGUGCAAGGCCAACCUUGCCACGCUCACCAACGCCGUCGAUGCCUUCUUCACUGCUGUCAGCACCAACCAACCCUGCAAGAUCUUUGUGGCCCACAGCAAGUUCAUCAUCCUCAGCACCCACAAACUUAUUUUCAUUGGGGACACGCUGUCCUGCCAGGCCAAGGCCCAGGAUGUCCAGCACAAGGUGAUGCACUACAGCAACCUCCUCUGUGAGAUGCUCAAGAUCAUGGUGACCACCCUCCACUACCCUUCUCCUGCUGCCUCGAAGCACAUGGUGGAGUGUGUCGAGGACCUUGCCAACAGCACGCAGCAGUUUAGGAUGGUGCUGGGCCAUCUGGCAGCCAUGUGA